AGAAGACUAUAGUUGUUUCUAAGUAUUGAAAGCAAUAUGGAUCUUGACUUUCCGAUUUGUAUAUUAAAGAUGAAUCUCCAGUGUUCUGAAGAGUUGCCUUCUCGGAUCAAGAAGCUUCUACGAAAAGUUGAAGGAGUUAAGGCCAUUAUCAUAGACCCGGUGAAGGGUCUUAUUUUGGUCUCUGGCACCGCAGAACCGUCACUUCUCAUCAAAACCGUCGAAAAAUUCGGUCAAAGUCCACAACUUCUCGCCUAUGAGCGUGAUCCAACUACGGCUAAAACCCAAUUCAGUUCAUUGCUUAAGCGUUACGCAAAAAAGGGUAAAGACAAACCAGCCUCUGAGCCCGCACCCGAACCCGCACCCGCACCCGCCACUGCCACCAACGCAGCGGGAACUUGUUCAGCGGGAGGUUUCGGGUAUGCUGUACCACCGACGGCGAUGCAGAUGCCGCCCUUCACGUUGCCACCAAGGACGGGACCGCUGGGAUGGUUAGCACCAGGUGAUAAACCCAGGUUGUUGGUACAGCACGAGGAGCCGAAGGUAACGCCGAGGAAGACGCCAGCUCCUUAUCCCUAUAAUUACUACGAAAAUUUGGGUUUUCCAAACCCCGACUCUCCUUGGAACAUUUUUAGCGAUGAUAACCCUCAACCUUGCACCAUCAUGUGA
Molecule: messenger RNA, 666 nt
Organism: Camelina sativa (false flax)
Lineage: Eukaryota; Viridiplantae; Streptophyta; Magnoliopsida; Brassicales; Brassicaceae
Source: RefSeq, a predicted model, not a curated record